UAGAAGGCUGGCACGCGUUCCAGCUGCGAGCAAAUAACUGAGCUCGGCUGCCUCCGCUGCAUCAACACGCAUCACAUCCACAACUUGCUUCCGAGUGCGCCAGUAGAGAACUUGGAGACAGCCGCAUGGCCCGUUCACAGCAGCAGCAUUAACCCUCCGAGGUCGGACCCCAGUUGUUUAUCAUCUGAUGACUUCUUGCGGGCUCCCAUCUUUGCCGACUCUAACACUCGGUCGCCGAACAGACUUUGUGAAUUCGACAGUGUUACGGUGAUGUAACGCUUCCCAUAUCAGAGCUCACUCCACAACUGUUGUCACUCCAGCCUCUCCUCUAAGAGCAUGGGACGCUUCAAACUCUAAAGUGAGAGCCAACAGAUUCAAACCACAGAGAGGUAAACGAGGGGGAAAACUGAGAGGACAGCUACGAUGGAGUCCAUAUUAUCGGAACAGUCUGCCACUGUGGACGAGCUGGUGGAAGCCUGCAUCAAAGCCUUUGAUGAGAAGGGCACUUUGAAGGAUGCAUCCUUGGUCCGCAUGUUCCUCAUGAUGCACCCUUGGUAUAUCCCUUCAGCUGACCUGGCCAAGAAGCUUGUGCUCAAAUCUCAAGAGGAUGGCUGCACCGAUGAGCGCCGAACAAAAAUAUGCCACCUCGUCAAGUACUGGAUUUCUGAGUUUCCCGCAGAGUUCAAUCUGAACCCGGAGCUGGCAGACCAGAUCAAAGACUAUAAAGACCUCUUGACCACUGAGGGCAAUGAGAGGCAGAGUCAGCUCAUUGACUUGGACAGUGUGCCAUCAUAUAAAUGGAAGCGGCAGGUGACUCAGCGUGUCCCAUCUGUGUCCAAAAAGAGGAAAAUGUCCCUGCUGUUUGAUCACCUCGACUCCUGUGAACUGGCUGAACACCUGACCUAUCUGGAAUACAAAUCCUUCUGCAAGAUCCUGUUUCAGGACUACCACAGCUUUGUGAUGCAUGGCUGCACGGUGGAUAACCCCAUCUUAGAGCGCUUCAUCACGCUCUUUAACAGCGUCUCACAAUGGAUCCAGCUUAUGGUGCUCAGCAAGCCCACCGCCCCGCAGAGAGCUGCUGUUAUCGCCCAUUUCAUCCGAGUGGCACAGAAGCUGCUACAGUUGCAGAACUUCAAUACACUCAUGGCGGUAGUGGGCGGCCUCAGCAACAGCUCCAUCUCUCGUCUCAAAGACACGCAGGCCCACAUCAGUGCAGAGACCAACAAGGUUUUUAACAACUUAAUUGAACUGGUGACAUCAUGUGGCAACUACAGUCAGUACCGCAAGCGUUUUUCUGAAUGCUCCGGCUUCCGAUUCCCCAUUCUUGGCGUGCACCUGAAAGACCUGAUAGCCGUGCAUGUGGCACUGCCAGACUGGGCCGACAAAGAGAAGACACGAGUCAACCUGGCAAAAACCCAGCAGCUGUACGCUAUCCUUCAAGAGCUGGCGCUCAUCCAGGCCACGCCACCUAACGUCGAUGCCAACACAGACCUGCUCAACUUACUUACAGUGUCUCUGGACCAAUACCACACAGAAGAGGAGAUCUAUCAGAUGUCUUUACAGAGGGAACCACGCAAGCCAGUGCAGAACUCCAGCCCUGCCCCCGCACCUGAUCCCAAGCCCAGUAUGAUUGAUGAGUGGGCCGUUUCAGUGAAGCCCAGCGCUGACCCCACGAUCAUCAAGAAACACAUAGAGAAGAUGGUGGAAUCAGUCUUCAAGAACUUUGACACAGAUGGCGAUGGCAAUAUCUCCAGGGAUGAAUUUGAAGCAAUCAGGAACAACUUUCCAUACCUCAGCAAGUUUGGAGAACUGGACAAGAACCAAGACGGGAAGAUCAGCAGGGAAGAGAUGAUAGACUACUUUAUGAAAGCCAGCUCUCUUCUGAACUGCAAGAUGGGUUUCAUCCACACUUUUACUGAGGCCACCUAUGUCAAGCCCACGUUCUGUGAACACUGUGCUGGCUUUAUCUGGGGAUUUUACAAGCAAGGCUACAAAUGUAAAGACUACCCACAGCUGACAGAGCUGUUGUCGGGCACAGUCGGCCUUACCGUGUGCAUGUGCCAGUGUUCGUGUGUCUGUACAGCAUGUCGAAGCACUUUACUGUCACCGCUAGCUCUCCCGUUUGCCCCGUUGCAUCAGUUUGCACCCGUCCCUUUGUCUGACCCUUCUUCUCCACCUCUUUCUCCAUCUUCGUCUCGCCCCUGGCCCUCUCAUCCUUUCUUCCUGUCUCGCCUGCUCUCUCGCCGAUUGUCCCUCCCUCCCUUCCGAUCCCCCCGUCCUCUCCUCCUCUCCCGAAACCUGUCCCUGCCUCCAUCUUUCUCCCAUCGUGCGAACAUUCCCACUGCAGCCUGCGGGGUCAACUGCCAUAAGGCCUGCCGAAGCCGGCUGGCUGUUGAGUGCCGGAAGAGGACCAAGAGCAUCAGCCAUGAGGCGCCGCCAGCCCUCCAGGCCAGAUCCUACAGCUUCCCUCCUCCUGCUAACACCCCACCAAGCCUGCAGAACACUGUAAUUGCUGAGGAGGAUAUAGAGGCAGUGGAGGAAGGAGUAUUUGAUGUCCAUCUAUAACCAGAAUCCCUCCUACGGUCGGUGUUCGAGAAGCCAAAUCAGCCCCUUUCGAGAGCGAGACAGAGAAUGUGCUACAGUGUGUCAGAUUUACAACCCGCAGCGCUGAGGAGAAAUUGCACUGAACGCGAUCCAGGAUGCCUACAUGCUGCCACACGGUGGACACACGCUGCAGCAGCACUCCUCUCUGCCUGACUCACAGGAAUGUGACGACCAGUGUGAACUGAAUGUCUCUGUAUGAUUUCUAUGAAAAAAAAAGAUGUGCAUUUUGAUUCUGUGUCGGCCACGAGUGUUACUGUAAAAUACUUACUAAAUACUUACUCUUUCUCUCUCUAUAUAUAUCUAUAUCUAUAUAUAUUUAAAAGAAAAUCCACAAAAUUGUAUUUUCUUGGUGAAAUGUUCACGUCAGUGGAGUUUGUAAAUUUGAGCACACUGCAGAUUGGCGCAGUUGUCUUUUCUUUAAAACAUAAAAGAGGUGCUGUUAUUGCCAAGAAUGUAAAACUGCCACCCAGACUAAGCUACAGUCUCCUUUAUGUGGGAAGCUCAACUUUUUUCCCCUUCUCCUUUUGUUUGUUGUUUUGAAAUACAUUUCAGCCGACCAAUAAUAGGACCAAUUUUGAUGUCAGAUAAAAUAUUUGUGGUGCCCGUCUGAAGUGCGAUGACAAUGGCAGCAAAGGAAACAGCUGAAAGAACCGUGGAGACGGCUGUAAUUAGGAUGGACUUUAAUUAAUGUUCUGUUCUUCGUCACGUUUACCUGAAUAUCAGUAACUAUAGUUAUUGCAGUUGGUGUUAUUUUCAGUAUAGAGUACUGUCUUGUACCAGUGCAGUGACAGAUGACCCAUCCUCCUGCAGUACUGUGAAUGUAGCAGAAACAGAGGAAUGCUGCUGUCACAUGAAGAAGCCCAUUUUUCUUUCCCAGUAAAUGCGCUGAGAGCAUUAAAGAAAAAAUAAAUGAAAUAAUCAAAAGAGCAAGAUUAGAACUGGAGCCCUUUUUAUUUGACAGCAGCUUCUAAAACAUUUUCCUGAGAAGUUUCCAUGCAAGUUGUAUUUUUGCUGUUUAUAAUCUGCAUGCUUCUUCCUUCUUGCUCGUAUUCUCCUGACAGAUAUUUUUUUCUAUUUUUAAAUUUGUAAUUUUUUUUAUAUAGCACGCCAACUUUUCGUUUAUUUAGCAAGUAUGAUGUCUUGAAAUUCCACACAGAGGAAAUGUUUCUGUCUCUUGGUGCCUGUGGAGAGAUGACUUCAGACUUUGAGUGGCGUGUGCUUCAACUGCCAGUUUGUCGCUGAAUGAGGCUCCUCAGUUCGCUGGUAUUUAUUUUUCCUGUGAAAAAAAAAACACAAAA
Molecule: messenger RNA, 3902 nt
Organism: Pelmatolapia mariae (spotted tilapia)
Lineage: Eukaryota; Metazoa; Chordata; Actinopteri; Cichliformes; Cichlidae
Product: RAS guanyl-releasing protein 2-like
Exons: 17
Coding region: 424-2565 (713 amino acids)
Biological process (GO): Ras protein signal transduction; positive regulation of GTPase activity
Cellular component (GO): plasma membrane
Molecular function (GO): calcium ion binding; guanyl-nucleotide exchange factor activity
Source: RefSeq, a predicted model, not a curated record